CCCACCGCAAAACACCACACCAUCAGACAUGCAAAGUCUACCUCCUUUCCUCUUCUUCUUCUUCUUCUUCUUCCUCCUCCUCCUCUCCUCCUUUCUGUCCCCCUCCCUCUCCUCGCAUGUGUCCGACGACAUCGAGUUCUGGUGCAGCAACACGCCGCACCCGGAGCCGUGCCGAUACUACCUCGCCCGCAACCCUUACCACGGCACCCCCAAGGACAAGGACCAAUUCUAUAAGCUCUCCCUCCGGCUCGCCCUCGACCUCACCCUCCGUGCUCAGAGCCAUCUCAAGCGCCGCGGUCCCGCCUGCCGCCGCUCCCCCGAGAAGACCGCCUGGCUCGACUGCUGGAAGCUCUACGCCAACACCGUCCUCCAGCUCAACCGCACCCUCGCCCCCCCGCCCGGUGCCGGCUGCACCGCCUUCGACUCCCAGACGUGGCUCAGCGCCGCGCUCACCAACAUACAGACCUGCCCCAAGGGCUUCCGCGAGACCCGCACCUCCUCGGAGCUCAUCGGCCCGGUCGUGCGGUACAACGUUUCCGACCUCGUCAGCAACUGUCUCGCCAUCAACAGGCCCGCCGCCGCCGAUGCAUACCGCGGAAGGUUCUCCAGCUGGACGAUGUUCGGUAACCGGAGGCUCCUGCAGCUCUCGACGGCCGCGGACCUCGUGGUGGCCAAGGACGGCUCAGGCAACUUCCGAACCAUUAAGGAAGCUCUCGAUGCUGCGUCGAAGCGGAUGCAGGGCAGGAGGGGCUCCAAGUUCGUGAUACGCAUUACGGCUGGUGUGUACAACGAGUACCUGCAGGUAGUCAGCAGCUUGAGCAAUCUCGUCAUGGUCGGCGACGGCAUCGGGAAGACGAUUAUUACCGGAAGCAGGAGCGUCGCCAAUGGCUACACCACCCUUAGCUGUGCAACCUUCAGUGUGUUUGGUGAUGGAUUCGUAGCGAGCGGGAUCACGUUCAGGAACACAUUCGGUCCGGGGUCGCAAGCGGUGGCGCUGCUGUCGGCGUCGGAUCGCUCCGUCUUCUACCGGUGCAGCAUCGAGGGAUACCAGGACACGCUGUUCGUGUACACACAAAGGCAGUUCUACAGGGAGUGCGACAUAUAUGGCACCAUCGAUUUCAUCUUCGGCAACGCGGCGGCGGUGCUCCAGCGCUGCAACAUCUACGCGAGGCGGCCCCGCCACGGCGAGUCCAACGUCAUCACGGCCCAGGGCCGCAGCGACCCCAACCAGAACACCGGGAUCGUGAUCCAGUCCUCCAACAUCAAGCCGGCGACGGAGCUCCUGCCGGUGCGGCGGACGGUGAGGUCGUACCUCGGGAGGCCGUGGAUGCAGUACUCCCGCACGCUCUACCUACAGAACUACAUCGACAGCAUCAUCGACCACGCCGGAUGGCUGCCGUUCCGUGGCAGCUUCGCCCUCAGCACCUUGUACUACGCCGAGUUCGAGAACACCGGGCCGGGGGCGAGGAUGUCGAGGCGGGUAAAGUGGCCAGGCUACCACGUCAUCCGGCGGGCGUCGAUCGUGCGCCCCUUCACGGUGGGGCGGUUCAUAGCCGGCGGUUCAUGGAUUCCGUCCACCGGCGUGCCCUUCAACCCGAGCUUGUGACUCCGUAGCUCGCAUUCUUACUAGAAUAGCUUUGUCUGCAUUCACCAUCGCAACGUUUUUACUGCGUCUCAUUGUAAACCACAAGCAAUAAGCAGAAUGGAAUGUCGCCAUGAAGCGUAUGACUCGUAGAUCUUGUUUGCUGUUCUGGAAUCUAACCAUGUCGAAGUCGGUCGCCAAACGCAGUGAGAUGUGGCGUACAAGGGAUCGGUGGUUGCCGCUUCGACAUCGGAGUGAGUGAUCCAAAAGGUAGGAAUCGGAAGAGUGUGUGACUAA
Musa acuminata subsp. malaccensis (wild Malaysian banana) is the source of this 1879-nucleotide messenger RNA. RefSeq names its product pectinesterase-like. Gene Ontology annotation, biological process: cell wall modification. Lineage: Eukaryota; Viridiplantae; Streptophyta; Magnoliopsida; Zingiberales; Musaceae. The record is from RefSeq and is a predicted model, not a curated record. Gene Ontology annotation, molecular function: pectinesterase inhibitor activity; pectinesterase activity.